AUGAGCGGAAAGGGUAAAGGCAAAGAUGCAGCACCGCCAGAGCCAGAGAACAUUCCUCAGGAUUUGCAGUAUGCUUCCGUAUUCAGCUUCAAAGGUGGAAAGGGAAAAGGCAAAGAUGCCUUCCAGCAGGAACAAGAAGACAUGCCGGAGGACAUGCAGUCGGUGCCAUUUCCCUACAACUUCAUGAAGGGAAAAGGAAAAGGCAAAGAUGCGUCACCGCCGGAGCCAGAUGACAUGCCCGAGGCCAUGCAGUCUUCUCAAUUUCCCUACAACUUCAUGAGCGGAAAGGGUAAAGGUAAAGAUGCGGCACCGCCAGAGCCAGAGAACAUUCCUCAGGGCAACUCGCUACCACUUGCCUUCAAUUUCAUGAAGGGAAAGGGAAAAGGCAGAGAAGCGGUGAUGGGACAGUUUCCCAAGGCACUUCCGGUUGGACUUCAACAGCCCAGUGACACGCCAAGUCUUUCUCCAGCCAAGUCAGCAGAGCCUCAGGAUUUACAGACCAAAACGAAAAUGCCUGAGCCUCCUGGUCUUCAGGCAGCAUCGACAACUCGUGAGCCAAAUGCGUUAGCCAAGGCGGCGAUCGCAGCUUUGAACCGCUCUGGUUGGAGGCCUCUUGAGUCCAAGGGCAGGAGGCCGCCAGAGCCGGAAAACGAACCCUCGCAGGCUCGUGUGGGCGGCUGGACACCUACGGCCUACAACGCGCUCUUUGGAAGUGCAGAGGAUAUGUCUGACGAGGAUGUCGUUGCCGGAAAGUCCUGGGGCACUUGGAAGCAAGAGGACUGGAGUGACUGGAGGAAGUGGAAAGAGCCAAGUGCCCCAAGUGCCCCAAGCGCCCCAAGUGCGUCGUGGGAUCAGAGUUGGAAGAGUUGGGACAAGCGGGAUGGAGACUGGGACAAGCACAAGCACACCAAGCAGGGCGUUGUAAAAGAUUGGUGGGACGGGGAUGACGGGGAUGACGGUUGGGAAAAGGAUCAAAAGAACUGGAAGCAAAAUGACUGGGAGGAUGAGCAGCAGAUCAAGCAUGAGCAGAACCAGAAUGAAUGGAAGACUGAGUGGAAUCAAUGGGAGUGGAAAGAUGGACGGGACGGGUGGGAACAGCAAAAUGUCAAGAAACAGGAGGAGUGGAACUGGAAGCAAAAUGAGAAAGAGCAAUGGGAUGAGGAAGAGGAAGACUGGGAUCCAGAUGCGUGCGAAGACCAGGGCAAGCUUGAAAGCCAGAAGGGUCCGAUGUUGGAGGAAGAGGUUUUCGAGGAGAUGGCAGAUGCACCAAGCUCUGCACCAAAAGCCAAGGCAAUGCCCACGAAGCCAAAGGCACUACCGAAGAAGCGGCCCAUUGCUCCAAGUAUUGCUCCUAUUGGGCCCAUUGCCCCUUCCGGCGCGCUUUCCGUGCCAAGACCUCCUACAAUCUAUGUGCCUUCCCUGCUGGCGACGGCCAAAGCCAUGGUGGCGAAGCCAAAGGCGACUCCAAAGCCACCAACGACUCCACCUCCACCACAUUUGAAGGAGGAAGCCAAGGAGCAGAAGGCUUGGGAUGAUGAGGAGGAAGAUUUUGUCGAGGAAGAAGAGGAGGAUCAGUGGAACGGAUGGCAGGAUUGGAAAUGGAACGGCGAGUGGGACCAGGAUGACCAGGCCCAGCAAGAUUGGAAGAGGAGAAAAAUCCCCGACUCUGGUUUGAGGUGGCAGGAUGGCAAAUGGGAGAGAGCGAGCACCAAUGGCGUCAGUCCAAAGAAGAGUCCAAAGAGCACUGAGAAAACUCAGAAACCUCAAAAAACCCAAUACCCUCAAUACGUCAAAGCCGUGAGUGUCAAAAAUUCUACAAGCGCUUGGGCGCGUGGUAGAAAUGCCACAAGAGGCAGACCGAAGAGACAGAAGUUCCCAGACGCACCAGAACGUUGGGGAGAAGAUUGGGAGCAGUCUCGCCAGGAAGUAGACUUGACACUGCUGGGUCAGAUGGGACCUCCCACGUCAAGAUGGGAAUACCGCCUGGUGGACGAGUCUCGACGAUCCUUCCUUGGCUAUAUGCCGUCUGCUUUCUCCACCAAACAGUGUGACACGUUGUUCGAGCAAGUGAAGGAAUGUACGCAGUGGCAGACCCCUCCAGACUCCGGUCCAGCGCCGCGGCAAGUAGCCUGGAUGACUAAGAAAGGCUGCAGCUGCAAGUAUCGCUACGGCGGAGUGGAGUUGGAGAGUCAGGAGUUUCCUCAGCAGAUGCAGGAGCUUCUGGGUCGAGUGAUGAAGCUUUGUGGUGGUGGCAACGCCGACUGGCCAGACUCGUGUUCUCUCAACUUCUACGAGGAUGGUGCAGCUUCGCUGGGUUGGCAUGCUGACGACGAAGCGCUUUUUCAAGGGAAGUUUGAAGAUAUUCGAAUCAUCUCGCUGUCCUUGGGGCAGGCGCGCACCUUUGAGCUACGGCGCAACUGGCCCCAGGCAGGUGAGACUGAAGUCCAAAAACUUAGGUUGAGCAGCGGGGACAUCAUGACAAUGGAAGGCAUGAUGCAGAAGCACUUCCAGCAUCGCAUUCCCAAAGAAGGAUGUGUAGAACCCCGCAUCAAUCUCACUUGGCGUUGGAUUCGCAAACACUAUCCAGAGUGUCCUGCAUUCCGCGGUCGCCGGUGA
Cladocopium goreaui is the source of this 2616-nucleotide messenger RNA. NCBI's taxonomy places the organism in Eukaryota, Dinophyceae, Suessiales, Symbiodiniaceae. The record is from the annotation of a GenBank genome assembly.